Molecule: messenger RNA, 987 nt
Organism: Cicer arietinum (chickpea)
Lineage: Eukaryota; Viridiplantae; Streptophyta; Magnoliopsida; Fabales; Fabaceae
Biological process (GO): box C/D snoRNP assembly; snoRNA localization; maturation of LSU-rRNA from tricistronic rRNA transcript (SSU-rRNA, 5.8S rRNA, LSU-rRNA)
Cellular component (GO): pre-snoRNP complex; nucleus
Source: RefSeq, a predicted model, not a curated record
UUUUUACCCUAGACUCACUCAACUCAACCACCCCAUUGAAGCCCACAAACAUCAAAGCCUGCAAGAACGCGGAAUGUCUUUCUUCAGUGCCUUCCCGCCGAUUCUGUUUAAUCAUUCAGUUGCGAAACGAAUGAAUACGUAAGAAAAGAAGGGACUUCAAAAGAAAACAAAUCAAUAAGUAAAAGAGAUCCGAAACUAUCAUCAUCGUCGUCGCUUGAGUCAAGUUCAUGUUCAAUGGGUCCUCGACAAUGUCAAAUCUGCCACGAAGCUCAAUCCAAAUACAAAUGCCCUAAAUGUUACUUACUUUAUUGCUCUCUGCCUUGUUUCAAAAAACACAAAGAACUUCCAUGUGUCAAUCCGACAUCUUCAGAGGGAAAAACAACUGCUGCAGAAUCACUUGUAGAAAAGCCAUCAGCUGUUGAUAAUAUUGUUUUGGAAGCACUUGUUGAAAAGCCAUUAGUUGUUGAUAAAACAAGUGAGGUGUUGCAAAAAUUCCAACUGGAGGCUAUAGCCUCUUCCAGUGAGAUUCGCGAUGCUUUGAAUAAUAAGGUCCUUCAAGAACUAAUUUGCCGUAUUGAUUGUUCCCCAAAUGCAGAGAAUGAACUUGAUAAAGCUAUGGCAGAGGAGGCAUUUCGCAUGUUCACAGAAAAGAUUUUAUCAACUAUCAACCCCUAAAUGUUUAUCGGUGGAAGAAGAAUUUGUGGAAGAAAGUCAGAUAUGAAAGAAAUAGCAGAUGAGCCUCAAUGGUUUUGAUUAAUCAAUAUAUCUUUUUUCAUUUGUACAGCUCUACCUCUUUAUUCAACGUUUGUAUCUUCAUUGAGCUGGUGUAUUAGUAUAAAAUUGAUUUAGAUACACUUGGAUUUUUUGCCCCAAAUCUGUAAGUGUUGCAUUUUGCUCUCUUGAUUAUAACUGUACCACCGAGUUGUGCUAUAUGUGCUGAUAAUGAACACAUAAUACAUAAGCCAGGAUCAUUAUUAAAUUAUUGGA